AUGGAGGCCCCGCUGCGGCCUGCGGCGGCGGACAUCCUGCGGCGGAACCCGCAGCAGGACUACGAGCUCGUGCAGCGGGUCGGCAGCGGCACCUACGGGGACGUCUAUAAGGCCAGAAAUAUACAUACGGGAGAGUUGGCUGCAGUAAAAAUUAUCAAAUUGGAGCCUGGAGAUGAUUUUUCUUUGAUUCAACAAGAAAUAUUUAUGGUUAAAGAAUGUAAACAUUGCAACAUUGUUGCCUACUUUGGGAGCUAUCUCAGUCGGGAAAAACUGUGGAUUUGUAUGGAAUACUGUGGUGGCGGAUCACUUCAAGAUAUUUACCAUGUUACUGGACCAUUAUCAGAAUUGCAAAUAGCCUAUGUAUGCAGAGAAACUUUACAGGGUCUUGCCUAUUUGCAUACUAAAGGCAAAAUGCAUAGAGAUAUCAAAGGUGCAAAUAUUUUAUUGACAGAUCAUGGUGAUGUAAAAUUAGCUGACUUUGGUGUAGCUGCAAAAAUAACAGCUACAAUUGCAAAGAGAAAAUCUUUCAUUGGCACCCCUUAUUGGAUGGCCCCAGAAGUCGCAGCAGUAGAAAAGAAUGGUGGCUACAACCAGCUCUGUGAUAUCUGGGCAGUAGGAAUAACAGCAAUUGAACUUGGAGAACUUCAACCACCUAUGUUUGAUCUUCAUCCAAUGAGGGCCCUCUUCUUAAUGUCCAAAAGUAAUUUUCAGCCCCCAAAACUAAAAGACAAAACAAAAUGGUCAUCAACAUUCCAUAAUUUUGUCAAAAUAGCACUAACCAAAAACCCAAAAAAAAGACCAACUGCUGAAAGACUUCUGACUCAUACAUUUGUAGGACAGCCAGGUCUCUCUAGGGCCCUAGCAGUUGAACUUUUGGACAAAGUGAACAAUCCAGACAACCAUUCACAUUACACUGAAGGAGAUGAUGAUGACUUUGAGCCCCAUGCAAUCAUUCGUCAUACCAUUAGAUCUACAAACAGGAAUGCCAGAGCUGAACGGACAGCUUCAGAAAUAAAUUUUGACAAGUUACAGUUUGAACCUCCUUUGAGAAAAGAAACAGAGGCACGGGAUGAAAUGGGAGUAUCAUCAGACCCAAACUUUGUACUACAGUGGAAUCCUUUUUUUGAUGGUGCAAAUACUGGAAAAUCAACCUCAAAACGGGCAAUACCACCUCCCCUUCCUCCUAAGCCAAGAAUAAACAGUUACCAUGAAGACAACCUUCUAGAUGAAGAAAAAUCAUCAACUAUAAAACGUUGCCCUGACUCAGAGAACAGAGCUCCCCAAGUUCUCAGAAGACAGAGUAGCCCAAGUUGUGUUCCUGUAGCUGAGACUUCCUCUAUUGGAAAUGGUGAUGGUAUUUCAAAACUGAUCAGCGAAAAUACAGAAGGAUCAGCACAAGCACCACAGCUCCCACGAAAAAAGGACAAGCGAGAGUUCCCUAAACCGGUCAUCAAUGGCCUCCCACCCACUCCAAAAGUGCUGAUGGGAGCAUGUUUUUCCAAAGUUUUUGAUGGCUGCCCUUUGAAAAUUAAUUGUGCAACAUCCUGGAUACAUCCUGAUACAAAAGAUCAGUACAUUAUUUUUGGAACUGAAGACGGUAUUUACACAUUGAAUCUCAAUGAGCUACAUGAGGCAACAAUGGAACAGUUAUUUCCAAGGAAAUGUACUUGGCUCUAUGUCAUCAAUAAUACUUUAAUGUCAUUAUCGGGAAAAAGCUUUCAGCUCUAUUCGCAUAAUCUUAUAGCUUUGUUUGAACAAGCCAAAAAACUAGGAUUAGCUGCUCAUAUUCAAACUCAUAGGUUUCCAGACCGCAUACUACCAAGAAAGUUUGCUAUAACUACAAAAAUUCCUGAUACAAAAGGCUGCCACAAAUGUUGCAUAGUCAGAAACCCUUACACAGGACAUAAAUACCUCUGUGGAGCUUUACAGUCUGGAAUUGUUUUACUUCAGUGGUAUGAGCCAAUGCAGAAAUUCAUGUUGAUAAAGCACUUUGAUUUUCCUCUGCCAAGUCCUUUGAAUGUUUUUGAAAUGCUGGUAAUACCAGAACAAGAAUACCCUAUGGUCUGUGUAGCUAUUAGCAAAGGCACGGAAUCAAAUCAGGUAGUUCAGUUUGAGACAAUCAAUUUGAAUUCUGCAUCUUCAUGGUUUACAGAAAUUGGUGCUGGCAACCAACAGUUAGAUUCCAUUCACGUAACACAGUUGGAAAGGGAUACCGUUUUAGUGUGUUUAGAUAAAUUUGUAAAAAUUGUAAAUCUACAAGGAAAACUAAAGUCAAGUAAGAAACUGGCCUCUGAGCUAACUUUUGAUUUUUGCAUUGAGUCUGUAGUGUGCCUUCAAGACAGUGUGUUGGCUUUCUGGAAACAUGGAAUGCAGGGGAAAAGCUUCAAAUCAGAUGAGGUUACCCAAGAGAUUUCAGAUGAAACAAGAGUUUUCCGCUUAUUAGGAUCAGACAGGGUUGUCGUUUUGGAAAGUAGGCCAACAGAAAACCCUACUGCACACAGCAAUCUUUACAUCUUGGCUGGACAUGAAAAUAGUUACUAA
Pipistrellus nathusii (Nathusius's pipistrelle) is the source of this 2541-nucleotide messenger RNA. The record is from the annotation of a GenBank genome assembly. NCBI's taxonomy places the organism in Eukaryota, Metazoa, Chordata, Mammalia, Chiroptera, Vespertilionidae.